ACGACAGACGUCGUCCUUUUCGAUUUAAAAUGGCAAUAAAUCAACAUUUUUUUGUUAUUUUCUUUAUUUUCUCGUUUAAAUAAUCGUCGUCCGACUUUUUAGAUUUCACACAUACCGUCAACGGUGAUGCCGGAACGUCGUUGCUGACACACCGUGUCACAAGUACUCCGGAGCCGGCCGGUCGUUUUUCCACCAUCAAAUUCAUAUAUAAAGAUCAAUACAUGUUAAAACACAAAAAAGUUUCCGUGAAAAAAAUUUGCCCCGGUUGUGGCUUACAGUACCCAGUUGCUGUGAAGACUUGUACCAAAUGCAAGCAUUCAUUUUACCUGUCCAAAAAAGACAUUACCCCCAAAGUCGCCCCUGCCAAGGUGGCAGCGGCGGCGGUUGUGUCGGUUCAGGAAUCCAAAGAUGUUACAACCACUUCAACUACACGUUCAGACGGCCGCCGUAGAACUGAACGUGUACGCCGUGAAAAACCUAACUAUUACGAUGCCUCUGCAUUUAUACGUAAAACUCGGAAACGUACUGAGAAACCAAAUGCAAAACAAAAAGAUAAUUAUCAAGGUCGCCGAGGUGUACAAAUAUCACAGCCUAAAAAAGGUGUAGCAUCUUUAAAACAAAAUUAUAAAACAAAAGUCGUACAAGAUCCAGAAGACAAAAUAUAUCAUACCAUUAUGAAGAAUGAAAAAGCAAAAGUUUGUGCUAUCAUUCUAUCUGAAUUGAAUGAAAAGUUAAUGUUAACUUCUUGGAGGCCGUGAAGUAAAUGAUUUCAAGACUUAUUACAUUUUAGUAAACUAAUUAUAAGAUAUUCAAAAAUGUUUAAUUUUGAAUAGUUAAAUUAAAAUUUUCGGAUAGGUAAAAUUUCAAGUGAGAUAUAUUUAAAUAAAAUAAUCAAAAUUUCAAAAUUAGAUUUUAAUUUAAAAAUGUUUGCUAGUUACAUUUCACUAUUACCUGCAGUUUAAAAUUCUGAAUGAUUGAUUUAUAAAAGUAAGUAAAUAUUCUUCCUAAAAUACUUUUAUUGUAACAGGAACGUUUUGUUCCUAGUUAAUUUUUAUUAUUUAAUAUAUUGUAUUUUUAAAUUAAAAUGUGCCAUGCAUUUCCAAUUAUUCAAUAAGCAAUUAUUUAUUUUGAGAAUUCCUGUUAAAUGUAAAGUUAAAUAUUUCUUUAUGCCUGUAUAAAUGAUUUUGAAUGGGUAUUUUAUCCAUUUUAAUAUUUUGUAUCUUCAUUCAGUUAUUUAAUAAAAUUUACAAAUAAGGAUUAUAAAUUUUAUUCUCAUACAAUAUAUUGAUUUGUAAAUAUUAUAUUUUGAAAAAUGUAUGUGUUCGAAUUAGUGUUUAAUUUUUAUUUUAUAUUAUUUGUGUUUUAAUCAAGAUAACAUUGUAAAACAUUUUCUUGAUAUUUGUCAUUGUAUUUUAAUUGUAUUAAGACUUUAAUUAUGGCAUACAUUUUUUUCAUUAUUAUUAUAUUCAUAAUAUUUUUAAUUUUUAUUAUAACGUGUCAUGAUUAUUUUGUAAAUCAAUAUUGUGUUGAUUGGCGUUGUUAAUUGAAGACAAAUUAACAAAAGAAAGAACUGAGUUUAAUUAUACGUUUCAAUUUUAUAAAGUUAAA
This is a messenger RNA of Aphis gossypii (cotton aphid), 1608 nucleotides long. RefSeq names its product UPF0547 protein C16orf87 homolog. The record is from RefSeq and is a predicted model, not a curated record. The transcript is spliced from 3 exons. NCBI's taxonomy places the organism in Eukaryota, Metazoa, Arthropoda, Insecta, Hemiptera, Aphididae. Bases 222 to 758 code for a protein of 178 amino acids.